UGCGUAUGUUGAAUGUUGCUGGUACUGUAGGAUAAUGAUAGCUUCUCCGAUACAGUGCUGAUUUCAUUUUGUCACGUGUGUACAAGAUAAAAAGUACGGAGUUUGAACUGUUGAAAGCUAUUAUAUCGAGUGGUUUUGUCCCGAGGAAGAAAUAUACUGUUUGAUAUCUUAUUUAAUGAUACGGUUGGAAGAAUGAUAAAACACUCUAAUCUUGUUAUAUUUAACAGAAAACAGCGCAAACAGGGAUGUGUGGUAUGACGGUCUGACCAACCACCGACAAAAACAGUGAUUUAGCACACAGCCAUUGCCUCAAGGUGUUAUACUGAUCAGUGUCUAAUAUUACACAAUCAUUAAUUGGAAUCAUAAAAAAAUGUCGGAUUUUAGAAAGAGUUACAAAUAGUCACAUGAAAAUUGUAUUUCGUGAAUUAUUCAGAUUGGAUUUGAAAAUGAUUGGAUGAAGAACAAAGUAUGAAGCACUUUUGGACAGUAUGGAUGUUGUUAAUAAAUUUAGCUUUAAGUACAUCAGAUGUUGUGUAUCAUGUUCCGGAAGAACAGAGUGCAGGAAUUUUCAUAGGAAAUAUUGCAUUCGAUUCAAGCUUAAAUGUUAAUAUGAGUGAUGAGGAUUUUCGGACGUUGAGAUAUAGUUUUUUGACUGGCGACAGUCAGGUGCGUUCGAUGUUCACACUUAAUCAGUCAACUGGGAAUUUGUACACAACAGAUAAAAUCGACAGGGAAACAGUUUGUCAAUAUUUAGAAUCAUGCUUAUUUUCAUUUCAAACGGCAGCACAAUCUACAAUCAAAAGUUUCUUCAAGAAAAUAACAGUCAACAUUUUCAUAGAUGAUAUUAACGAUCAUUCACCUCGUUUUGAUUCCACCAAAAUCGACCUUGAAAUAAGUGAGUCUGUUCUCGUUGGUACAGCAUUUAACAUUAACGGAGCAAAAGACCUAGAUACCAGUCCAAGUUACUCCCUACAAAAACACAUACUGGAACCAGAUAAUCUUCCAUUUUCUCUAAUAUCAAUCAAAAAUUUAGAUGGAACUUCUGUUGUAAGAUUAAUAGUCGGAGGGCCGUUAGACCGAGAAAUUCGCAAUUCAUAUCAACUCAAAAUUAUUGCCCAAGACGGUGGUCUUCCAAUUCGAAGUGCUGAAUUACAUGUGAAUGUGUCGAUUCUUGAUGAAAACGACAAUGCACCAAUGCUUAGCAAUUCAAUUUAUAACGUUACAGUGAAAGAAGGAGUAAGUCCCGGCUAUGUUGUAUUGAAGUUACAGGCUUAUGAUCUUGAUUUAGGGCGAAAUGCAGAAGUUCGUUACGUUUUAAGCCCUGUUCAGUCUGACACUAUUAAAAGCUUGUUUUCUGUCAAUGCAACGUCAGGUGAACUUUAUGUGCUUAGUUCUUUGUCUCACGGCACAUACAAAAUUAUUGUAGAAGUUAGUGACAUGGGUCAACAGCCUCUAACGACACAAACGCAUGUUUUUGUAACGAUCGAAGAUACCGGAAACAAUCCUCCAAAAAUUCAUGUAAAUCUCCUGAGCGCUGGUGAUGUGGCCAGUAUAUCAGAGGGUGCCACCAUGGGACAAGCAGUGGCGCAUAUCGUCGUGGAAGAUCAUGAUUCUGGAAAUAAUGGAAUUGUAGCAUGUUUACUGAAUACCAAAUAUUUCAAUUUACAAGGACUGGACAUAAAUGAGUUUAAAGUUAUCGUAGUAGAGCCGCUCGACAGAGAAAAAUCUCCCUCACACUUAAUAACAGUGACUUGUCGUGAUGCGGGGUAUCCACCGCUCAGCUUCAGUCGAGCAUUUUCAGUUGAAAUUUUGGAUGUAAAUGACAAUCCCCCUAUUUUUAGUAUGAAUGUUUAUUCUGCUUCCAUAGCAGAAAAUAAUGCUGUCGGGGACUCCAUAAUUCAGGUUGUCGCAAAUGACGAUGAUAUUGAUAAAAAUGCACAUGUUCGGUACAUGAUACCGCAAAUCAACAGUUCUCUGGUUCAAAUCGAAUCAGAGACAGGUCUUGUUCGAACUAACGUUGUAUUCGACAGGGAACUUAUGCCAAAUGGAUUUACGUUUAGUGUAAUCGCCUUCGAUGGUGGCAGUCCUGCGCUCUACGGAACUGCAACUGUUUCGGUUAAAAUAAAUGAUGUCAAUGACCAUACACCAGAAUUCGCAGAGAAUUUAUUUAUAUUCAUUGUUGAAGAAAACGUUAAGUUAGGCUCAAGGAUUGGGAGCCUAACUGCAUUUGAUCGUGAUGAAGGUGAUAAUGGGAAAGUAGUAUUUUCCUCCGGAAGUGAUACAAUAUCGUCACCGUUUGUACUCUACUCUGAUGGUAAAAUUAAAACAGCGAAACCUAUAGAUAGGGAAGUAACUAAAUCGUAUAACUUUACAGUAACAGCAUCGGAUCUAGGAAGUCCAGCACGCAGUAGUACAGCACGUAUUAACAUUUUCAUCGCUGACCAAAAUGAUAAUUCACCUAUUCUCUUAUUUCCAACGACAAAUAAUAAGACAGUUAGAAUCCCAAAGACUGCUUUACCAGGUACUGUUGUUUCAAGGAUACGUGCGGUCGAUCCAGACGAAGGCAUGAACGGAUCACUUGAAUACUUAAUUGAUAGCAGAAAUGAUUCCGGUGUUUUCCUUAUAUACCCACAAUUAGGAGAUAUAGUUCUCCAGAAGAGUGUGGGACAUCUAUCUGGCAAGAAAUUUAUCUUGAGUUUGAUCAUUUCUGACCGAGGUAUUCCGAAAAUGUCUAGUUAUGGCAAUCUAGAAAUUAUAAUCGGGAGGGAAGACACUUCCGGUCUGCAGACUAACAUCGUGAUUGUUGUUGCACUUGUCGGUGCUACAGUAAUAACGUCAGCUUGUAUAGUUGUCGCUAUUUGUAUCGUUCGAAGACUUGAUUUUCAUAGAAGAAAUUCCAAAAAUAAACAAAUUGCUCAGGUUAGCAAUUCUACAAAUUCAAACAAUGUGUUGAUAAAUGACAAUGGUGCUACAGACGAUCAGAAUUCAGAAAAUGAACGAAAAAAGAAGGAAGUUACUUUUGCUUUUCAUGUUAUUGAUAACCCUCAAAAUCAGAUGAGAUUUGAAACAAGAACCAACAUCAAUGGCCCUGUUGGAACUUAUGGGGACACCCUUAACCAAAAAAUAUUAAGACAUCAAGAAGACAAUAAUAGCGAGACAUCAGGAGAAACAAACACAAGUGACAGUGGCAGGGGACUAAGUGACGAUGAAAUCAAUUUACAAAAAGGGAAGGAUCGGCGUAGACAAACAACCAACAUCCAUCUGCAUCCUAACUUAAAGACGUCACAUCCGUUUUUUCAUGAUGGUCGAGUACCUAUAUCGCCAAUAGAUCAUCCAAAACGACUUAAAUUUUCAUUCGACCAAAAUGCAACUCCUAGUCCAAAUAAGGAGAUGGAAAUCAUAGGAAAUACAUUUUACUAUCAUCCAAAAUCACCGUCGUUUGAAGAGGAUAGUGGAUCUACUUCCGGUAUACACACAAUUGAUGAAGAUGUCCAUAGUGUUCAUUUCGCGAAUAAUGUCGUCUGAUAGAUAAUCAAAAUAAUUCCAAAAUGUAUCUGUGAUAUAUAAAUUUAUUCAUAACUAUUUCAUUAAUUUAACUAACAGUAACACAAACAUAUAGUUUCAUUUGCUUUUGUCAUAGUUUUAUGAGGUUAUCCGAUUUCCACAGCAACUUGCGACAAAGAGCGUCCGUAAUAUGAAGAGGAAACGUGCAAACCACAAAUCAAGUGCACGAUUAAAAGACCAAACAGCUAUCAGAAAAAAAAGAAGUAGAUAUACAAGUUUUAAAGUUUGAUGUACAGAAAUUUUGAUGCUGGACAUUAACUAGAUGAUACCCAGACACCAAAGACACCAAAAACAUCGAAUGUGUUCAUACCGUACAAUGUGAUGUUGAUAUAUUUUAUGGAAGUAGAUAUGUGUCUGUUGUAGUCACAACCCUGACAAGAUCAUGUUGGAAACUAGAUUUACUAAGAAGCACCCUGUUUUUUUCAUUAUGGAUAAAACUCAAGACUGGUGUUUUUUAAUAUGAUAUAUGUUGAACUUGGUAAUUGAAUUCUUGGCUGAGUGUAUUCAGUACAGAAACUACCUCUAUGUACCUAAAUACUCCUGUAACUGGUCUUCCCUCUCAUACAUAAGUAUUAAUACAAUCUAUGCAAAAGUUGUCAAGGUUUAAACACCUUCGUAAUCCAAAUCAUUGUUUUAGUGUUCAAUUUUGUGUUUCAUCAUUUAUAUUCCGUCCAUGUCAUUAAAUUUAUAUGUCAUUUUCAUCAUAUGUUCUAAUACCGUAAUUGUUAUGAUUUUUUUUCAGUUAUUGACAAAUGAUGUCCUUGUUCAUCACCAAGUUAUCUACUAGAAUUAUAUGACCAUACUGAAAAUCACCGCUAGUGGUGAUACAUAGUGCACAACAAUUAUAUCAUUGCCUUGCAGUAUUACUCAGAAUAUGUUAUACUAGAAAACUUAAGUGGACUACAAUCUAAUUAAAAUACAGAUCAUGUAUACACACUUCUCUUACAUGGGAUCUUUAUAACCGAAGUGUGGAUGCAGGGUUUGUAUUUCAAUCAACUUGAAGUAGACCACGAAUCACAGUUUCGUCAUGACAUUCAUUUACACCGCUCUUAAACUUCAAAAUUAUCAAAAUAAGCAGUAUAUUGCCUUUGUUUCAGACAGUCGAUCUUUUAUUGGCUUCAAAAAGUACGUUCAAUAAAUUGACAGUUUUGUGAGGUAUUAAGUCACAGGGUAAUGUUUGUAUUUUGCAGUUCAAAUGAUUUUUUUUCUUUUGCAUCAAGUGAUAUUAAUUAUCCUGGGACUCUUUUAAUUGCCAGAGGACAGCAAUUGAUAAAGCAAAAACCGACACUGUAUUAAUCAUACACAAAUGGGAAGACUUCAUCAAUCUUCCCCGAGUUUCUUUGGACACAAUAUUAAUCGCCACCGGAAUAGGACAGAUUUAAUUUUCCUGUAUUUCUCUAUUGAUUAACAGCUAUUAGUCAUGUCGAGUUUACAUUGCUGACCCUUCGUACUUAAAACGGCGAUAAAAAAGAACUGGAAGCAACAAAGAUGAGUCAAAGUAAAGAUUGGAACAAUCUUGUCUUUUUGUAUCGGUUUCCCUAUCUUUGUGUGAAGAUCAUCGGAUAGCAUUAUCUGGAUGAUAUCAUCUGUUGCUCACCUACAUCAGGAUGAUAUCAUCUGGUGCUCACCUACAUCAGGAUGAUAUCAUCUGUUGCUCACCUACAUCAGAAAUAAAAUCGUUAUGAGAUAUUGGAUGGGUCUUUGUUUUGGAAUAAAAAAAAAACAAAUAACCUCGUUAUAAUUGUUUCGAUAGAAAUUUCUUGCUUAAAUCUAUACCGAUUUCCGACAUUUAAAAAACGCGGGAUAUAACGUAUUGGUAUAGUAUUCCUGGUCUGUAUAUAAAGCCCGUGUCGAUAUUUUUUUUUUUUAUUUUCGUAAAGGGAAAUUAAUGAAGUUGUUGCUUUAGAUGUUAAAACGAUUUCCAAGGGAACAACAUGUUUUUUACAUCAUAUUAUUAGUCUCGGGUGAUAUUUUUAAGCAUAUCUGAGAUGAGUUGCACUCAUCUGACGGAUACUCUUUCAAUGACUGCGUUCAGCCUUCUACGUUCAACUAAAAAAAUGAUUUACAGACGAGUGUCGAUAGUACCUAGAAUUUUAAGUGUAAAUUAAAGCCUUCUCUAAUAAAACAAAAGAAAGAUCGCCAUACUGACUCCGUCAUUUUUGUUGUUAGAAAGUAUGAGCAAGUUCUGAAGUAAGGCAAAUAUAUAAAGAGACGUUGAUAUUGUUUCGUACUUUUGUAUGUUUUGUGUUGUUUCACAUCGUUUUCUUAAAUUAUAUUCUAACAUUUUUCAUGUCAAAUUUAACAUUAAUAUAAACUCAGCCAACACUAAAUACUUGCCAAGGGCUGUGCAAUAUAUAUGUAACAAAAUAAUGAGAUAUUAAUAAAAUAAUAAAGACAUGAUUUGUAAA
Molecule: messenger RNA, 5972 nt
Organism: Mytilus californianus (California mussel)
Lineage: Eukaryota; Metazoa; Mollusca; Bivalvia; Mytilida; Mytilidae
Product: protocadherin gamma-A7-like
Exons: 5
Coding region: 469-3525 (1018 amino acids)
Biological process (GO): homophilic cell-cell adhesion
Cellular component (GO): plasma membrane
Molecular function (GO): calcium ion binding
Source: RefSeq, a predicted model, not a curated record